Messenger RNA from Macadamia integrifolia, 1491 nucleotides. Its product is annotated as transcription factor PIF1-like. Gene Ontology annotation, biological process: regulation of DNA-templated transcription. The record is from RefSeq and is a predicted model, not a curated record. Lineage: Eukaryota; Viridiplantae; Streptophyta; Magnoliopsida; Proteales; Proteaceae. Gene Ontology annotation, molecular function: DNA-binding transcription factor activity. Bases 554 to 1465 code for a protein of 303 amino acids. The transcript is spliced from 4 exons.
AUCUCAAUCGAAACCGACCCAAACCGACCCUGCGAAUUGACACCACUUAAUUCUCUCUGAGUCAAGGGUAAAGGCAAGGCGAUCUAAUUACUCUCCUUGACUCUCACAAUUGGUUGCCAUCUCUCUCUCUCUCUCUCUCUCUCUCCCUCCCUCUCUGCUAGCACUCAAACACUAGAAAAUGUUUGAUACUGGUGCUAAGCAGGCAACAACGAUCGGGUUUUGGUUGGAAGUUCUAGGCGCACCAGUGCAGAAUCGUUUUUGAUUUUUUUUUGGAUUUUGGAGGAAAUUUUCCGGAAAGAACGAAAGUGGAUUGCUUAUUAAUUUAUUUUCUCUGUGAUAGCCAAACAGAGCGGGUUUUAGGGCUCGACACCACAAGCUCUCGAGAAAUCAUACGUUGGCUGCUUAUUGAAGUCGUAAUCGUGACCUCUCCCAUGUCGGUUCUUCAAUCCCAGGUGCCUAUUUAUGCAUUUUUUCAAACAAGUCUUCUGCGCCCCUCUUAAGGCUCUUGAAUUUCCUAGUCAGUCUUUGAGAGAAUCCAGUGGGGCGCUGGAGAAUGAAUCACUGUGUUCCAGAUUUUGAAAUAGAGGAGGAAGGGUUGAACUUGAGCCCGAUUUCUUCGGAAUUACCCCGGCAGCAGGGGAAAUCGAAACUCAUAGAUGACGAUGAGCUCUUCGAGGUGGUAUGGAAGAACGGUCAGGUCGUUUUCCAGAGCCAGAGAUCUCCCAAGAAAUCGUCACAGACAGAAGCAGUCUUGGACGUCCAAUUGUGUGUAGCGACGGCAGAGGAAGGUGCAUCGCGUCAUCUGUCCUUGCAGGAAGCCGAGAUGGCUUCAUGGCUACACUACCCUGACCCUCUCGAGGAAGACAUCUGUGCUGAUCUCCUCUACACUUCUCCAACCAGUGACUUCAGCCAGUCCAGCCGUGUUAGUCAGAUUCAGGAAGAGAACAGGAUUCCGGCGGCGGCUCCGGCUCCGGCUCCGGCUCCAGCUCCACUGUCGAGAAGUGAAUCGACGGUUAUCGAUUCUAACAUGACGCCAGCAGUGGGGCCCGGUUCUGGGGUUUCACACAGUACGAGGAGUUCGGCGCCGUUUUCUAGGUGCGGCAGUAUGACCGGUGAUACACUGACGUCUACGGAUGCGGUGGUGGGUGAAGUGGUGAGCGUUGAGCCAACUGUGACGUCAUCUUCCGGUGAUUCCGGUGGCAGUGCAGAUCGGUUGGGGGCGCCGCCGUCAACUGACCGUAAACGAAAGGGAAUAGAAGCGGACGACGCCGAGUGCCGCAGCGAGGUCAGUCUCUCUCUCCUUCUCUUUCCAGAAGCUUCUUAUAUCUAUUGUACUGUAGAGGUAUCGUCGCAUUGCCGAUCAACCCCUAGGACCUCCAGCGCUCUGAGACACCUAAACCGUGAGAAUGGUGGAGGCUCUGUUGGAAACACGUGGCAGAGUUUUGCGGGGAUUUCUAAUGGGUAAUGGGGCUCAGAAAAUUGAUGGUGGGA